Nymphaea colorata (pocket water lily) is the source of this 1128-nucleotide messenger RNA. Its product is annotated as egg cell-secreted protein 1.4-like. Lineage: Eukaryota; Viridiplantae; Streptophyta; Magnoliopsida; Nymphaeales; Nymphaeaceae. The record is from RefSeq and is a predicted model, not a curated record. The transcript has a single exon. Gene Ontology annotation, biological process: double fertilization forming a zygote and endosperm. The coding region runs from base 552 to 929 and encodes 125 amino acids.
UAAAUCGGGUACCGCAUCGGUAUCCGAAACUGUCUUGACUAUUAUCACCCAAAUUAUAAUCUGAAAUUCUUCAUGCACUAAUAAAAAAAACUGAACAAUAUAUGCCUGAAAUAAGUAAGGAGAACGUAGUUCACAUGGGAAGGUUAUCUUUGAACUGGAUAUCGUUCCAUAUUUUAAACCGAUUCCAACUUUAUAGAAAUGUCGAAAUUCUGUCCGCAUCCAAAUUAAAUCCGAUGAACCUUUGCCGCAUGGCCUCCCUCACGACUAAUCCGUCGCUACAACACUCCUUCCCCACUUCCUCCACCACUUCUACCACCACCGCCGCCGCCGCCACGCGGAGAGAGAUGAGCAUUAUAACGAACGGAAGCCAUCAAUGGCAAUUGCGUUUGUACCAUCUACCUCAUGGGCUUCCCCCCAAAUAACGCAUGCAUAACGUCCAUGGUUCGCCCGCCUCUACCAUCCUACAAAUACCGCCACCACCACCACCCCUAAACCAGUACCUGAUUCGUAAGAGAUAGAGGAGAUAAGAAGACAUCGCCGAUCAAUUGACCAUGGCUAAGUUCACCGUCAUCCUGCUGAUUGCCAGCAUCAUGUCAGCUGCGUCCGGCCGAGAAUCGCCAUUCCGGCUGGCGGUUGUCCAAAAGGACGGCGGCCUCAUGCAAUGCUGGGACGCGCUGGCGGAGCUGAAGGCCUGCAGCGGGGAGAUCAUCCUCUUCUUCCUCAAUGGGGAGGCCUACCUCGGCCCGGGCUGCUGCAACGCCAUUCAGAUCAUCACCCACGAGUGCUGGCCCUCCCUCCUCACUGCCUUCGGCUUCACCGCCCAGGAGGGCGACAUACUCAGGGGCUUCUGCGACGCCGUGGUCGCGGAACCGCCGGAAUCAGGCGACGAAGGGGCGGCCCCGCCUCACGUUGGUGACGGUGGCAUCUAAGUGGUUGUUUUCUUAAAGUUGCAAUCUCUAUGCUUCUUGGGAUUCACGUUCGGUGUCUUGAGUCUGUGCUCUUGUGUGGGUUAUGUCGCGUCUGCGUGUCUUAAGUAUCUACGUACAUUUGUCCGCUUUCUUGGUGCGUCGAGAUCUUACUUGUCGCUGUUUGUCUCGUCACUGUGUUGAGAUUUUAUGGUUGUUUCGA